AUGGACCCACAUAAUCUCGAAUACAUAAACGAGCUCCUCGACAAAGAUGUCGAGCUCAGAGAAAAAAUCAAGGACCAGGUCGCCGAUUUCGAUAGGAAAACUCGUAUCCUGAGUGGUAUGCUCAACAAGAUUCAUUCAACUCCAGCUGAACAAAUCCCUAAAUUACUCGAUUCUGUGACCCCUGUCCUAGAGAGCUGCCAGGAGACCACCACCGCUCUCGCAGACCUUAUUCCCCAGAAUCAGUUCUGGAGAUGGAAAGACAUGUGGUCUAUUUCCUUGAGAAAUGCAGUCUUCUCUGCUGCACUCGUCGAAUUUCUGAGAAGUGGUUCGCUCCUGUCGUUAUCUCAGGCGAAUCAGAUACUUGGAAUUAAAGAAGAAUGGUCGGACAGGUUCACUUUGAGUGCUGAAGACUAUUUGCAUGGUCUUAUAUCCGUGAUAAACGAACUGUCCCGUCUAGCAGUGAAUUCUGUUACUUUGGGAGAUUUUCAACAGCCUAUCAAAAUAUCGAUCUUUGUGAAGGAUUUAUUCGCUGGAUUUGCAAUGCUCAAUCUCAAAAAUGAUACGCUCCGCCGUAGAUACGAUAGUCUAAAGUAUGAUAUAAAGAAGAUCGAAGAAGGAGGCUUGUACCGUCAGGCGCUAGUGGAGAUCCGGCUUCAGUGUAACUAUACGUAUUGUGCUAUGAGCCUAUCGCUAAUCGUCUGGGAGAGUGUAGUGGUGGAUAUUGCUUCCAAUGAUGUUUUGCGAGGCGAAAUGAUCGAGAAGAAUAUUGCACGCCUGCAGAUACUAAGCAAAAGGGACCCAGACUCAGCAACUCUGCCGGAAGUGGUGGCAUAA
This is a messenger RNA of Fibroporia radiculosa, 834 nucleotides long. RefSeq lists its product as uncharacterized. The transcript is spliced from 8 exons. The coding region runs from base 1 to 834 and encodes 277 amino acids. The record is from RefSeq and is a predicted model, not a curated record. Gene Ontology annotation, biological process: RNA metabolic process. Gene Ontology annotation, molecular function: single-stranded DNA binding; sequence-specific DNA binding; RNA binding. NCBI's taxonomy places the organism in Eukaryota, Fungi, Basidiomycota, Agaricomycetes, Polyporales, Fibroporiaceae. Gene Ontology annotation, cellular component: nucleus; cytoplasm.